This is a messenger RNA of Quercus lobata, 1735 nucleotides long. Its product is annotated as lumazine-binding family protein. The transcript has 2 exons. NCBI's taxonomy places the organism in Eukaryota, Viridiplantae, Streptophyta, Magnoliopsida, Fagales, Fagaceae. Gene Ontology annotation, biological process: riboflavin biosynthetic process. The record is from RefSeq and is a predicted model, not a curated record. Bases 219 to 1061 code for a protein of 280 amino acids. Gene Ontology annotation, molecular function: riboflavin synthase activity.
GCUAUUUAGUCACAUUGCUGUGUGUGUUAUUGUCGUCGACGUUGUUGUUAUUAUUAUUAUAUUUAUUUUUCUUACAACGAGUCCAUCUGAACAGUGGCUCCGACAGUGGUUAAGGUUGACUAUUUGUCCACCGAGGUUCAGAGUUUUGCUCUUGUCUUCUUCUUCUUCUUCUUCUUCUCCUUUCAUUGCUUGAUCUUCCCUAAUUUUCCACCUCCUCAAUGGCGAUUUCUUGUUUCUCUCUCACAUCAUUCUCCAAAAUCCCAAAACCCACAUUUCCAAGAGCCUCAAUUCUCACUCCCCCUGCCAUCUCACCCAAACCCCACCUCAAAUUCAACCCCAUUUUCAAACCCUCAACUCUCUCUCUCUUCCUCCCAAUCCAAAAAAACCCAAAAACCCAUUUGAGAACUCGAUUCGAAUCCCACAUCUGUUGCCUCUUCACCGGCAUAGUUGAAGAAGUGGGCGAGAUUAAGCAACUGGGUAUCGCCGAAGAUGGCGGAUUCGACAUGAGAAUAGCCGCAAAGACCGUUCUUGAAGGCGUAAAUCUCGGUGACAGCAUUGCUGUUAAUGGUACCUGCUUAACGGUCGCUGAAUUCGAUACCCAAUUGUCCGAAUUCACUGUCGGUUUAGCGCCGGAGACACUACGGAAGACCUCGUUGAUCGAGCUCGGGCCAGGCUCGCUCGUGAAUUUGGAGCGGGCAGUGCAGCCCACGAGCCGAAUGGGGGGCCAUUUUGUGCAGGGGCAUGUGGAUGGGACUGGGGAGAUAGUGUCAAAGGAGCCUGAGGGGGAUUCCUUGUGGAUCAAGGUGAAGACUGGGAAGGAGUUGUUGAAGUAUAUAGUGCCCAAAGGGUUUAUUGCUGUGGAUGGGACUAGUUUGACAGUUGUGGAUGUGUUUGAUGAUGAGGAAUGCUUUAAUUUCAUGUUGGUAGCUUAUACUCAGGAGAAGGUGGUGAUUCCUUUGAAGAAUGUUGGGCAGAAGGUGAAUUUGGAGGUGGAUAUAUUGGGGAAGUAUGUGGAGAGAUUGCUGAGUAGUGGGUUUGUUGAUUCUAUUAAAUCUUCUUGACAAAAAGAGCAUCAAGGGGAUGGAGGGCCUUAAUGAUAUGGUAAAUCUCAAGUUUGUCUCGCGGGUAGAUUUCCAGCUGUUCACUCCUCGACCCUUGACACUCUUUUUCCUUGGAAACCUUUGUGGCGCUCAAAGAUCCCUCCUAGAGUUGCUUUCUUCUUGUGGACUGCCGCUUUAGGUAAGAUUUUGACUCUUGAUAGAUUAUGGAACAAGGGUGUCCCUGUCAUUAUGUGUGUAAAAGGAGUGGGGAAUCAGUAAAUCAUCUUCUUCUUUUUUGUCCCAUUGCUUUCGAGCUAUGGUCUAUGGUGUGAGCCCUUUUUGGUGUGAUUUGGGUUAUGCCACAAAGCGUUACGGAUUUAUUUACAGCUUGGCAAGGCCCUUUUGGUAGACAUUGUAACAUUGACUUGUGGAGGGAUGUCCCACAUUGUGUUUUAUGGUGUAUUUGGCGAGAAGGGAACACUAGAUGCUUUGAGGGAAAGGAACGGUCGAUUCUUGAGAUUGAAUCUUUCCUCCUCCACUCUUUGCUUGAUUGGAGUUCUGUUUUAAUUCUUUUUCAUGUUCUAAUCUUUUAAAUAUGCUUAAUCAUUGUAAUUUACGAGCUUGAUGUACUCCUAUCCAUGUACACUUCUGGUGUACCUGGCUAUUUUGAUUAAUGAACUUUCAUUAUUUAUCAA